GACAGAGGGAGAGAGAGGCAGAGGCGGGAUGGAGAAAGAGAGGGAGAGAGAGAGAGAGAGAGGGAGAGAGAGUAAAAGAGAGUGAGUGAUUGAGAGAGAGUGGAAGAGGUUCGAAAGAGAGUGAGUGAGAGAGUGACAGAGGUAGAGAUAACUAAAUAAGAGAGAGAGAGAGAGAGAGAGAGAGAGAGAGAGAGAGAGAGAGAGAGAGAGAGAGAGAGAGAGAGAGGGAGGUGGUGGAGGAGGUAACGGAGAGAGAGAUGAGAGGAGUGAUUGCACCGUGCCACGCACACUUGAAGUUCAGUCUCCCAGGGAGACUGUGGCAGCAGUGGUUCAGGGCAUGACAGCAGCGUAACGGCAGGGUCUCCACUCCACCACACAUAUCCACUCCAGCUCCUCUCUGUGCCCGGCAUCCAGACUGGCAGAGAGACCCAGAAGAGAGACAGAGACAGAGACAGAGAGAGAGAGAGAGAGAGAGAGAGAGAGAGAGCAUCAUCCACUGGGAGGGAGCUAGUUUCGGGGCACAGAAGUAGACAGAGAGGUGUGUCAGCGCUGGUAAGAAGAAGAGGAAGAGUUGACUUGGGAGUGCUUAGUGACGCUAGAGAGGAUUCCGGAGGCUCUGAGGAGGCACCAGACGGGCAUGAGGAGGUGCUGAGCUUGCAGCCUUCCAAGGUACGCCGACAGCAGACACACAAACAUCUCACACACGUUACGUCCAUCGCACCGGGCCGCUCUCCUGCAGCCGGACCAUGAAGAAGCACUCGGCCCGCGUGGCUCCGCUCAGCUCCUACAGCUCCCAGGUCCUGACGUGCCCCAUCUCAGAAGGAGAGGAAGGGUCCGACUCCCACGCAGAGACACCGGGCAGCGAGGCCAGCGUGGAGAGCAAGGCCUACCAGACCUGUGCCAGCACCGUCCUGAAGGUCCUGGGGGGUCUGCUGGUGGUGCUGUGCAUCUCCUCCUCCUGGGUGGGCACCACGCAGGUGGUGAAGCUCACCUUCCAGUCCUUCUCCUGCCCCUUCUUCGUCUCCUGGUUCAGCAGCAACUGGAACAUCCUGUUCUUCCCCAUCUACUACUCCACCACCAUGGUGACCACCCGGGAGAAGCAGAGCCCCAUCCAGAAGUUCAGGGAGUGCAGCAGGCUCUUUGGAGAGGACGGGAUGACCCUGAAGAUCUUCCUGAAGAGGACGGCGCCCUUCUCCAUCCUCUGGACCCUGACCAACUACCUGUACCUGCUGGCGCUGAGGAAGCUCACCGCCACCGAUGUCUCCGCCCUCUACUGCUGCCACAAGGCCUUCGUCUUCCUGCUGUCCUGGAUCGUCCUCAAAGACCGCUUCAUGGGGGUCCGGAUUGUGGCAGCGAUAAUGGCCAUCACAGGCAUUGUCAUGAUGGCCUAUGCCGAUGGUUUCCAUGGUGAUUCCUUCGUGGGAGUGGCCUUGGCUGUGGGCUCCGCCUCCACGUCGGCUCUCUACAAGGUGCUGUUUAAGAUGUUCCUGGGCAGUGCCAAUCUAGGAGAGGUGGCUCAUUUCCUGUCCACCAUGGGCUUCUUCAACCUGAUCUUCAUCUCCUGCGUGCCCCUCAUCCUGUACUUCACCAAGGUGGAGCACUGGGGGUCCUUCUCCUCCCUGCCCUGGGGGUACCUCUGUGGCCUGGCCGGGCUGUGGCUAGUGUUCAACAUCUUGGUGAAUGUGGGCGUGGUCCUGACCUACCCCAUCCUCAUCUCCAUUGGAACCCUGCUCAGUGUUCCAGGAAACGCAGCGGUGGACGUGCUGAAGCACGAGGUGAUCUUCAGCGUGGUGCGCCUGGCUGCCACCUGCAUCAUCUGCCUGGGCUUCCUGCUGCUGCUGCUCCCCGAGGAGUGGGACUCGGUCACGCUGCGCUUCCUGGCCAACAUCGCCGAGAAGAAGUCGGACCAGGACCACGGCGAGGAGCUCACAGAGUCCAGUGUGCACACGCGCAGCCGCAGCCGGGCCAACGGCGCCGUCUCCAUACCGCUGGCGUGAGGGCGGGGCGCCCGCACGCCUGCUACUGUUAACCGCCCACCUUGCCUUGCAUUGAAGCUCUCUGUCUGAAAUCUUUGAAUGAAAAAGCCCCCGUCUUGCUUCUCCAUGGCCACACACACACGUAGAGAGAGAGAGAGAGAGAGAGAGAGAGAGAGAGAGAGAGAGAGAGAGACGAGAGAGAGAGAGAGAGACGAGAAGUUGGCAGGGCGAGCGCACACACGCGCCCGCGAGAGACAGGUCCGCAGAAAGACGGCUGAGACUAAAGUACUGAACCUUUAACUGUGACUGGUUAAUGAGAAACCUUGUUGUAGUCGGGGGGGGGGGGGGGUGGUCUGGCAUCUGUAUCCCUGGCACGCCCCUACCUCCAGGAGAGGGAGAGAUAUAAAUAAAAUGAACGUUAAUGCUAGAUUAAAAAGGGUGGAAAGUAUCUUUUUUUUACUUUCUUGAACUGGCUAUGUCAAGUCCCGCACGUACCGGAAACACACAGACCUGAUUGGCCGUGACGCAGCUUCUCAGACUGUAUUCUGUGAAUAUCAAUAUUGGCAGGGCCUGUUUGGCUCAAUUUCAUCUGUAUUUAUUGAAUUGACUAGGAGGUAAACGAUUAUUUAAAAUGUGCGUGUAAUUAAAUAGUAUUAUAUAAGAAUGGGAAUUAUAACAUUGCAAAUGUACAGGAUCUUUUUGUUUUCUAAUAAAAGACUGAAGACACACAACUAUA
Gadus macrocephalus (Pacific cod) is the source of this 2712-nucleotide messenger RNA. RefSeq names its product solute carrier family 35 member F4 (gene slc35f4). NCBI's taxonomy places the organism in Eukaryota, Metazoa, Chordata, Actinopteri, Gadiformes, Gadidae. The transcript has 7 exons. Gene Ontology annotation, biological process: transmembrane transport. The coding region runs from base 747 to 1997 and encodes 416 amino acids. Gene Ontology annotation, cellular component: membrane. The record is from RefSeq and is a predicted model, not a curated record. Gene Ontology annotation, molecular function: transmembrane transporter activity.